This is a messenger RNA of Hippocampus zosterae (dwarf seahorse), 2077 nucleotides long. RefSeq names its product solute carrier family 22 member 13-like. The record is from RefSeq and is a predicted model, not a curated record. Lineage: Eukaryota; Metazoa; Chordata; Actinopteri; Syngnathiformes; Syngnathidae. Gene Ontology annotation, biological process: transmembrane transport. Gene Ontology annotation, cellular component: membrane. The coding region runs from base 42 to 1700 and encodes 552 amino acids. The transcript has 10 exons. Gene Ontology annotation, molecular function: transmembrane transporter activity.
UUGAGUUGAGUUCUGUGUCUUCAGCUACACAUUCCAUCAACAUGACCACCUUUGGAGAUAUUCUGAAGAACAUCGGGGAGUUUGGAAUUUUCCAGAAGCUCAUCAUUUGUGCACUGAGCUUCCCGAAUGUGAUUUUAGGCUUUGAGUUUGCCUGCGUCUUUUUUAUCCAGUCUGAUCCGGAGCGACAUUGCAACACGGAUUGGAUCCUCGAGGCAGACUCGAACCUGACAUCGGAGGAGCAGCUCAACUUGACAGUUCCUCGCGAGCGCGAUGGUUCUUUCAGCCGAUGUCGCAUGUUUGCGCCAGUGGACUGGGACAUCGGGACCAUCAGGGAGCGCGGGCUCAAUGAGACCGCGGCGUGCCAGAAUGGUUGGGUUUACUCCAGUUCGCUUUACACCGCCACUAUAGUCACUGAUUUUGAUCUCGUAUGUGACAAGGCAAAUUUACUCCAAGUAGCACAAACAGUGAUGAUGUCUGGCAUUUUGCUUGGCUGCCUCUUAUUCGGACCUUUUGCUGAAUCAUUCGGCCGCAAACGAGCUGCUCAAAUUCCAUUGGUCGUAGUCCUCAUUUUUACUGUCACCACUGCACUGUGCCCCAACUACCUCUUGUUUCUGAUAUCCCAGUUUCUGAUGGGCAUGGGCUAUGGAGGUUUUCGGCUAAAUGGCCUCAUACUGGCCACAGAGUGGAUCGGUGCAUCCAAGAGGUCAUGGGGGGCGUGCGCAACUCAACUAUGUGGCGCAGUUGGACAGGCCGUCCUUGCCGGCCUGAUUUACGUUGUCAGAGACUGGAGAGUAGCUCAAUGGAUCACUGCGGGUCUACUUGCGGUCAUUGUUGUUUACAUAUGGUUCCUUCCAGAGUCAGCCAGGUGGUUGUUGGAGAGAGGCAGGACAGAGGAGGCGAAAGAAUUGCUUUUCAAGGUGGCAUCUAUCAAUAAACGCAGAUUUUCAGAAACUCUCCUGGAAAAGAUUGCUGUAAAAGAAACGGAGAAAAAGAACAACAUUUUAAAGCUUAUCCAAUCACCGGUGCUUCGAAAAUAUUUAUUUGCCAUCUUAUUUGCAUGGUUCUCAGUGAAUGUUGCAUACUACUGCAUUUCAUUCAAUGUGGGCAAUUUUGGCUUGGACGUCUUUCUGACACAGCUUAUAUUUGGAUUGACUGAAAUACCGGUUCAUCUGGUUUGCGUCUGGCUAUUGGAAGCGCUGGGCAGAAGAGUAUCUUUCAUUUCAACACUUCUGGUUGGAGGCGUCUUGUGUAUGUUGAUACUCACUUCUAAUCAGGGAAACAAUGUUGCUGUUACCAUAUUGGCCACCUCAGGACGCUUUAUUAUCAAUUGGUCUGCAACCAUAUGCAAUGUUUAUGUUCAAGAGUUAUUCCCAACAUCCUGUCGACAAACGGCUUCUGGUUUGGGCUCCAUCGCAAGUCGAGCCGGUGGUCUUAUUGCUCCAUUGGUCAACAUGUUGGCUAUGUACCACUGGUCCAUACCCAUCAUAAGUUUCAGUGGCCUCACACUGCUCAGUGGGGGUCUCUGCUUCGUACUUCCUGAGACACGGGGGAAAGAGCUGCCAGAUUCGUUUGAUGAGGCUGAAAGCAACAGGAGGAAGAAGGCAACAAAGAGAGUGACUCAACUAUUAUCCACAUCAAAUCAAGUAAACUGUAAUUUAUUCACUUCGAUUUAUUUCAAUUCAUUCAAAUGUCAAAUAUAACAGCUGCGAUAUUUACCAUGAUGAGGGCAAGGUGACGCAUACACAGGCUACAUAUGCCUGUCAAUAUGCACGCUCACACACACACACUCACACACGCACACAUUACCCGUAUACACAAGGAUGUCAGGCCAAUGUACUAAACACCCUUACGGCUUUUACAACUUGGAGGGCGUUGAUUCACGGACAAGAGUAGAAUUCCUUGUUGCAAACUAAUGUGAUCAGUUCCGCUUUUUGCAUGGACAUUUUCCCUUUAGGGGACCUACAAUGUGUCAUAGUCAAUUAUAUUUUAUUUAAUACUUCAAUGCGUUUAUAUUCUCGUGUUUAUGUGAAGUUACUGUUUAUGUCAAUCAUUAAAUGCAGAGUGGUUCAUGUUGUAA